This is a messenger RNA of Salvelinus fontinalis (brook trout), 2628 nucleotides long. Its product is annotated as acidic leucine-rich nuclear phosphoprotein 32 family member B-like. Gene Ontology annotation, biological process: regulation of apoptotic process. NCBI's taxonomy places the organism in Eukaryota, Metazoa, Chordata, Actinopteri, Salmoniformes, Salmonidae. The record is from RefSeq and is a predicted model, not a curated record. The coding region runs from base 133 to 1188 and encodes 351 amino acids. Gene Ontology annotation, molecular function: histone binding. The transcript is spliced from 7 exons. Gene Ontology annotation, cellular component: nucleus.
UCAACCACUGGUUACAGCACCCCAUUCCCGAAAAUGGAUCGCUCCUACAGACAGUGAGUCACGUGGCCUGCUAUAUAAAGCAGACAGACAGACAGGCACGCAACCAGUUAUACUGUUCGAUUGAACGUUAGAAUGGGUAAAACGAGUGACCUAAGGGACUUUGAGCGUGGUAUGAUCGUAGGUGCCAGGCGCGCCGGAUCAAGUAUCUCAGAAACGGCCGCCCUCCUGGGCUUUUCACGCACGACAGUUUCUAGGGUUUACCGAGAAUGGUGCGACAAACAAAAAACAUCCAGUCAGCGGCAGUCGUGUGGGCGAAAACAGCUCGUUGAUGAGAGGGGUAGAAUGAGAAUGGAAAGAAUCGUGCAAACUAACAGGCGGGCCACAAACAGACAAAUAACGGCGCAGUACAACAGUGGGGCGCAGAACGGCAUCUCGGAACGCACAACUCGUCGAUCCUUGUCACGGAUGGGCUAUAGCAGCAGACGACCACGUCGUGCAAAUGAGGAGUGGGAAAACAUCGCCUGUGUAGAUACGGUACGGGAACUUGUCCUGGACAACUGUAGCUCAAAUGAAGGAAAAAUCGAAGGCCUCACAGAAGAAUUUGUCAAUCUGGAAUUCCUCAGUUUGAUAAACGUUGGUUUAAUCUCAGUCUCCAACCUUCCCAGACUUGAGAAACUCAAAAAGUUGGAACUCAGUGACAACAGAAUCUCUGGUGGCCUUGACGUGCUAGCAGAGAAACUCCCCAACCUCACACAUCUAAAUCUAAGUGGGAACAAACUGAAAGACAUCAGCACGUUGGAACCUUUGAAAAAGCUGGGCAGCCUGAAGUCUCUGGACCUGUUCAACUGUGAGGUGACCAACCUGAACGACUACAGGGAGAGUGUGUUCAAGCUGCUCCCUCAGCUUACCUACCUGGACGGGUACGACGUGGAGGACCGAGAGGCACCCGACUCGGAAGGAGAGGUGAACGGUGACGCCGAUGAGGAAGGGAAUGAGGAUGGAAAGGAACACUUUGACGAGGAGGACGGUGAUGAAGAGGAAGGAGUAGUAGGAGAGGAGGAUGAGGUCAGUGGCGAUAAGGAGGAGGAAGACCUUGGCAUUGAUGAUGAUGAUGAGGACAACGAUGAAGAUGAAGUCAAGGCUGUCCAAGGAGAGAAGAGAAAGCGAGAGCCUGACGACGACGAUUAAGAGCAAAAACCGAAAGCAUAGAGUUACCAACCCCUUCCCUCUCCAAUAGUAGUUACAUAGGAUGAGCCUCGACUAGAAUACAGGAUAUACAUAUGAAGUGGGUAAAACCGUAUGUAAACAUUAUUAAAGUGACCAGUGUUCAAAGACUAUGUAUAUACGGCAGAAGUCUCUAAGGUGCAGGGUUGAGCACGUACGGGGUGGUAGCCGGCUAGUAACAGUGACUAAGUUCAGGGCACGGUACUGGGCGGAGGCCAGCUAUUGGUGACUGGGUUAACAGUCUGAUGGUCUGGAGAUAGAAGCUGUUUUUCAGUCUCUCGUUCCCAGCUUUGAUGCACCUGUACUGUCUUCGCCUUCUAGAUGGUAGCGGGUUGAACAGGCCGUGGCUCGGAUCCUUGAUGAUCGUCUUGGCCUUCCUGUGACACCGGGUGCUUUAAAUGUCCUGGAGGGUAGGCAGUGUGCCCCUGGUGAUGCGUUGGGCUAACCUCAUCACCCUCUGGAGAGCCUUGCGGUUGCGAACGGUGCAAUUGCUAUACCAGGCAGUCGGACAGGAUGCUCUCAAUGGUGCAUCUGUAGAAGAUUGUGAGUGUAUUAGGGGUCAAACCAAAUUUCUUCAGCCUUAUCAUAUGCUUUUUUUCGUACUGAACGCAGCCCUGGAGAUUUCUACUCCCAAACUAAUGAAAAUAAAAAGGUGACACGAUUAAAAUAUAAUUUUCCCCAUCCAAAAAUUAGCCGAACCAACAUUGGUCCAUAUUAUUAUGCUGGUGUUAUUUAGCAAUAAGCAUGAUCACCCCCCCCCCCCCAAUGCCUCCUCACCUCCCUCAAAUGAACAAACUGCUAUUAUUGUUACACACAAAUAUGGUGUAAGAAUACCUUCCAUAUUGAAAUAAAGGAGAAAAUUGGCUUACUGCUGUGCAAUUUCUGUCAAUAAAGAAAUUGGGUGGGCCAGUUCCUUUAUUUUCUCAAUUGAAAUAAAUAUAAAGUUAGUUCUGGAAGUAUUCUUAGGGUGUUUGUUAGGUUGCAUAAACAUGAGUGCUUUUCCCCCACAAUUAUGGCCUUAACAUGUGUUUUAUAAACAUAAAUGAGGAUCGGUUGCUGCUGCUGGUCAGCCUGAGACGGGCAGGCUGCUCAUGACUAAGGGAAGGGCUACUUUAAAAAAAUGCCACGUAAGGAGCUACAAAAAAAUGUCUGGCUUUCAAACAGGCACGUUCUUCUCUUUUCUUCCCUGCGACUCUUCUCCGGGUCCUUAGUGUACAAGAGGAAGUAGUGUGCUACCCCCCCCCCCCCCCCCCCCCCCGAUUCUGUUUUAUAUUUUUCUGAGUGGCUGUUAGAUUUAAGUCAACUAUGUAAAUACCUGAAAAUGUUUGUUUAGCAAUGACCAACAACAAAGGGGUGUUUCUACAGGUAUUUCAUUUUCAAUAAAUUUGCAAACAUUUCUAUAAA